Pteronotus mesoamericanus is the source of this 9421-nucleotide messenger RNA. RefSeq names its product Rho GTPase activating protein 35 (gene ARHGAP35). Gene Ontology annotation, biological process: Rho protein signal transduction; regulation of axonogenesis; regulation of cell size. Gene Ontology annotation, cellular component: cytosol. Lineage: Eukaryota; Metazoa; Chordata; Mammalia; Chiroptera; Mormoopidae. The record is from RefSeq and is a predicted model, not a curated record. Gene Ontology annotation, molecular function: GTPase activity; GTP binding; GTPase activator activity. The transcript is spliced from 7 exons. The coding region runs from base 365 to 4867 and encodes 1500 amino acids.
GGCGGAGGAGGGAGUCCGCGAGGGAGGGUCCACCCGGCCCCCCGCCGCCGGAGCCGCCGCCACCGCCUCAGCCGCCGCUAGACUAGGAGCAGCAGAACAUGGCGCCGGGGCCGCCGUCGCCGCUGCCGGGAUCCCGGAGGCCGGGGCCGCGCUGAGGGUGCCCAGCUGGAAGAAAUGUUGGCUCUUGGGCGAUGAGAAGUGACAAAAACUGACCUCAUACUGGUAUACAAACACUACGGGACCUGAUACUUCUGCUGCGUGGGCAGCUGGCCCCCACUGAUAAUGUUGGGAAGCCAUCAGGCCCAGUGGAAAACACUACUAAUCUGAUCUUGGAAGUGGCUGAUUGUGGCAGGAUGUGUCGACGAUGAUGAUGGCAAGAAAGCAAGAUGUCCGCAUUCCCACCUACAACAUCAGUGUGGUGGGAUUGUCUGGGACAGAGAAGGAGAAGGGCCAGUGCGGCAUUGGGAAGUCUUGUCUGUGCAACCGCUUCGUGCGCCCAAGUGCUGAUGAAUUUCACUUGGACCAUACCUCUGUCCUCAGCACCAGUGACUUUGGUGGGCGAGUGGUCAAUAAUGACCACUUUCUCUACUGGGGAGAAGUUAGCCGAUCCCUGGAGGAUUGCGUGGAAUGUAAGAUGCACAUCGUGGAGCAGACUGAAUUCAUUGAUGAUCAGACUUUUCAACCUCAUCGAAGCACGGCCCUACAGCCCUAUAUUAAGAGAGCUGCUGCCACCAAGCUCGCAUCAGCUGAAAAACUCAUGUACUUUUGCACUGACCAGCUGGGGCUGGAGCAGGACUUUGAGCAGAAACAAAUGCCAGAUGGAAAGCUGCUAAUUGAUGGUUUUCUUCUUGGUAUUGACGUUAGCAGGGGCAUGAAUAGGAACUUUGAUGACCAGCUCAAGUUUGUCUCCAAUCUCUACAAUCAGCUUGCAAAAACAAAAAAACCCAUCGUGGUGGUCCUGACUAAGUGUGAUGAGGGCGUUGAGCGGUACAUUAGAGAUGCACAUACUUUUGCCUUAAGCAAAAAGAACCUCCAGGUUGUGGAGACCUCAGCAAGAUCCAAUGUAAACGUGGACUUGGCUUUCAGCACCUUAGUGCAACUCAUUGAUAAAAGUCGGGGAAAGACGAAAAUCAUUCCUUACUUUGAAGCUCUCAAGCAGCAGAGUCAGCAGAUAGCUACGGCAAAAGACAAAUACGAGUGGCUGGUGAGUCGCAUUGUGAAAAACCACAAUGAGAACUGGCUAAGUGUCAGCCGAAAGAUGCAGGCCUCUCCUGAGUACCAGGACUACGUCUACCUGGAAGGGACUCAGAAAGCCAGGAAGCUGUUUCUCCAGCACAUCCACCGCCUCAAGCACGAGCAUAUUGAGCGCAGAAGGAAGUUGUACCUGGCAGCCCUGCCGCUAGCUUUUGAAGCUCUUAUACCCAAUCUAGAUGAAAUAGACCACCUAAGCUGCAUAAAAGCCAAAAAGCUCUUGGAGACCAAGUCAGAAUUCUUAAAGUGGUUCGUUGUGCUUGAAGAGACCCCGUGGGAUGCCACCAGCCACAUUGACAACAUGGAGAACGAGCGGAUUCCCUUUGAUUUAAUGGAUACAGUUCCCGCAGAGCAGCUGUAUGAGGCCCACUUAGAGAAACUACGGAAUGAGAGGAAAAGAGCUGAGAUGAGAAGAGCAUUUAAAGAAAACCUGGAGACUUCGCCUUUCAUCACUCCUGGAAAACCCUGGGAAGAGGCCCGUAGUUUCAUCAUGAAUGAAGAUUUCUACCAGUGGCUGGAAGAAUCUGUAUAUAUGGAUAUCUAUGGCAAACACCAAAAGCAGAUUAUAGACAGAGCAAAGGAAGAGUUUCAGGAGCUGCUUCUGGAAUAUUCAGAAUUAUUCUAUGAGCUGGAGCUGGAUGCAAAGCCCAGCAAGGAGAAGAUGGGGGUCAUUCAGGAUGUUCUGGGGGAGGAACAGCGAUUUAAAGCAUUACAGAAGCUCCAAGCGGAGCGCGAUGCCCUUAUUCUGAAGCACAUUCAUUUUGUGUACCACCCAACAAAGGAAACGUGCCCUAGCUGCCCAGCUUGUGUGGAUGCUAAGAUUGAGCACUUGAUUAGUUCUCGGUUUAUUCGGCCAUCUGACCGGAAUCAGAAAAAUUCCCUCCCUGACCCCAACAUCGAUAGAAUUAACUUGGUUAUCUUGGGCAAAGAUGGUCUUGCCCGAGAGUUGGCCAAUGAGAUUCGAGCCCUUUGUACAAAUGAUGACAAGUAUGUGAUAGAUGGUAAAAUGUAUGAGCUUUCCCUGAGGCCAAUAGAAGGGAAUGUCAGGCUUCCUGUGAACUCUUUUCAGACGCCAACAUUUCAGCCCCAUGGUUGUCUCUGCCUCUACAAUUCAAAGGAAUCUCUGUCCUAUGUGGUGGAGAGUAUAGAGAAGAGUAGAGAGUCCACACUUGGCAGGCGAGAUAAUCAUUUAGUCCAUCUCCCCCUGACGUUAAUUUUGGUUAACAAAAGAGGAGACACCAGUGGAGAGACCCUGCAUAGCUUAAUACAGCAAGGCCAGCAGAUUGCUAGCAAACUUCAGUGUGUCUUUCUGGACCCUGCUUCUGCUGGCAUUGGUUAUGGACGCAACAUUAAUGAAAAGCAGAUCAGUCAAGUUUUGAAAGGACUCCUGGACUCUAAGCGUAACUUAAACCUGGUCAGUUCUACUGCCAGCAUCAAAGAUCUAGCUGAUGUUGACCUGCGAAUUGUCAUGUGUCUGAUGUGUGGAGAUCCUUUUAGUGCAGACGACAUACUCUUUCCUGUCCUUCAGUCCCAAACCUGUAAAUCUUCCCAUUGUGGAAGCAACAACUCUGUUUUACUUGAACUACCAAUCGGACUACACAAGAAGCGCAUUGAACUAUCUAUUCUUUCAUACCAUUCCUCGUUCAGCAUCAGAAAAAGCCGGUUGGUCCAUGGGUACAUUGUUUUUUAUUCAGCCAAACGUAAGGCCUCCUUGGCUAUGCUACGUGCCUUUCUUUGUGAAGUGCAGGAUAUUAUCCCCAUUCAGCUGGUUGCACUCACUGACGGCGCUAUAGAUGUCUUGGACAAUGACUUAAGUCGGGAACAGCUGACCGAGGGGGAGGAGAUUGCCCAAGAAAUCGAUGGCAGGUUCACAAGCAUCCCCUGUAGCCAACCCCAGCAUAAACUUGAGCUCUUCCACCCAUUUUUUAAAGAUGUGGUGGAGAAAAAGAACAUAAUCGAGGCUACUCAUAUGUACGAUAAUGUUGCCGAGGCCUGUAGCACCACAGAGGAGGUGUUUAACUCCCCCCGGGCAGGCUCUCCGCUCUGCAACUCAAACCUGCAGGAUUCAGAAGAGGAUAUUGAGCCCCCUUCUUACAGCCUAUUUCGAGAAGACACAUCACUGCCCUCCCUGCCCAAAGACCAUUCCAAGCUCUCUAUGGAACUGGAGGUAAAUGAUGGGUUGUCUUUCAUCAUGAGCAACUUUGAGAGUAAACUGAACAACAAAGUACCUCCACCAGUCAAACCAAAGCCUCCUGUCCACUUUGAAAUUACAAAGGGGGAUUUGUCUUACUUAGACCAAGGCCAUAGAGAUGGACAAAGGAAGUCUGUGUCUUCUAGCACCUGGUUACCUCCAGAUGGGUUCGAUCCUUCUGAUUACGCCGAACCCAUGGAUGCUGUGGUCAAGCCAAGGAAUGAAGAAGAAAACAUAUACUCAGUGCCCCAUGACAGCACCCAAGGCAAGAUCAUCACCAUUCGGAAUAUCAACAAAGCCCAGUCUAACGGCAGUGGGAAUGGUUCCGACAGUGAAAUGGACACCAGCUCUUUAGAGCGAGGCCGCAAAAUAUCCAUCGUGAGCAAGCCAGUGCUGUACAGGACGAGAUGCAGCCGGCUGGGGAGGUUUGCUAGUUACCGAACCAGCUUCAGUGUGGGGAGCGACGAUGAGCUGGGGCCCAUCCGGAAGAAAGAGGAGGACCAGGCAUCCCAAGGUUAUAAAGGGGACAAUGCUGUCAUUCCGUAUGAAACAGAUGAAGACCCAAGGAGGAGGAAUAUUCUUCGCAGUCUAAGAAGAAACACUAAGAAACCAAAGCCCAAACCCCGGCCAUCCAUCACGAAGGCAACCUGGGAGAGUAACUAUUUUGGGGUCCCCUUAACAACUGUCGUGACUCCAGAGAAGCCAAUUCCUGUUUUUAUUGAGAGAUGCAUCGAGUACAUUGAAGCCACAGGACUGAGCACUGAAGGCAUCUACCGGGUCAGCGGGAACAAGUCGGAGAUGGAGAGUCUACAGAGACAGUUUGAUCAAGACCACAACCUGGACCUGGCAGAGAAAGACUUUACAGUCAACACUGUGGCUGGUGCCAUGAAGAGCUUUUUCUCAGAGCUGCCGGACCCUCUGGUCCCGUACAGCAUGCAGAUUGACCUGGUGGAAGCGCACAAAAUCAACGACCGGGAGCAGAAGCUGCAUGCUCUCAAGGAGGUACUCAAGAAAUUUCCAAAGGAAAACCAUGAAGUGUUCAAAUACGUCAUCUCUCACCUGAACAAAGUCAGCCACAACAACAAGGUGAAUCUCAUGACCAGUGAGAACCUCUCCAUCUGCUUCUGGCCCACGCUGAUGAGGCCCGACUUCAGCACCAUGGAUGCGCUCACGGCCACGCGGACCUAUCAGACAAUCAUUGAGCUCUUCAUCCAGCAGUGCCCGUUCUUCUUCUACAAUCGGCCCAUCAGUGAGCCUCCCGGGGCCACGCCCAGCUCCCCCUCCGCUGUGGCUUCCACCGUGCCCUUCCUCACCUCCACGCCCAUCACCAGUCAGCCGUCACCCCCCCAGUCGCCUCCGCCCACCCCCCAGUCCCCAAUGCAGCCACUGCUCCCCUCCCAGCUUCAAGCUGAGCACACGCUGUGAGUCAAGGCCUGGGGCAAAAGGAGGCUGUCUUCUCUUCAAAGAAAGUGGUGGCAUUUGGCCUUGAACACAGCCAGGUCCACUGGGACAGGGGUGGGGAGGGUGUGCCCUCUCCCCUGUCACCUUACCAAGACCUCAGCGGUAGCACCAGCCAAACGCCCACCAUAGGCUGGGCCGUCAGGCGCCCGGAGCCCGGCACUCAGACCUGGGGCUGGCUGCAGGCAGUGGCCGGGGGGCCCUGCCCUUUGACAUGGACCCCUUUGAGGACUGAACUGGUCAGGCAGCGGCCCCAGGGACCCUCCACACGCUCGCUCGCUGCUCUCCAGACCGCCGGCCAUGCACACUGGCCUCGGGGCGUUGGCCGCAGCUCGGGCAGAGCCUUUGGCAGCGGAAGGAGGAGGUUCUGAGAUGCAGGCCACCCCAGGGCAGGCCUGGCAGCCACUGAGGAGAACACUUUCAUCUGUCUCUUCCCACCUUCCCUACCUGGCACCCCCACUCCCAGUUGGUGGGUGCAGCCUGUCUAGCAACCUCCUUGGGAACAUGUGGGCCAGGGCUCUGCCACCCCAAGGUACGGUGCUGAGGGCUCCUGCCCGGCGAUCAGGACAGAGGGAGGUAGCUUUGUGCCUGGACCAAGUGAGAGCGCGCCUUCCCCUCCAGCGCUCACACGCCCUCCCCCCAUAGGCUUCGGGGUGCAUUCCCUUUGCAGCAGAGGAACACUGGAAGAAAAAUGGAAAAACCCAUCUAAUAAUUUUAAAAAAGAAAAAGGAAGAAACUGCCAGGAGAAAACUGCAGACCUCAAGAUUCAGCCCUCCUCCCACCUCUCUGAGAGGCACCCAGGCGGCGCGCGGCCCUUCUCUUGUGACAGCAAAACAAGGAGGCCCAGGGCCUGCUGCCUGCGAGCCUGUUGGGGUCCCACUCACGUUCUCUCACCAGACCCGUCUUUCCCCCAAGAAGAUGGUUUGAGUCCUUGUUGGGCAGAGCUGGGAGACUAGCAGGCAAGCCUCGAACUCGGUCUGCCUUCGAACACACUACAGUGCUAUGGAAACACUACUUUGUGUGUGUAUUUGUGUGUGUGUGCGUGGGGGGGGCGGGGUACACCUGUGAGGGAGGGCACAGCUGAGGGCGCUGGGGUGCGCUGGGGUCUGGACGAGUGUGUUUGGUGUUGAAGUAGAAUCAUUUCCAUCCCGAGCCGCAGAUGCCGCGCCAGCAGCACCGUCUGUGGGAAGCAGCCGAGCUGUGGUGGUCUGCUGCCCGCAGGGCACCCCGCACGCCCGCAGGGCCCGCCGGGACCGCAGGCACAAGGGGAGGUGCUGUGCCUGCCUGUCACACCGCACCACCCCCCUCCCCGGCCUUCCCCAGCCCAUCCUGGGACGUGGCCUUCCCCUUCCCUCCGCUUCCUGGUCACUGGCCCCAGCCCGUGCCCCACCUCUGCCCCACAAACAGCUGCCUUGCCAAGGCUGCUGCGGACAUGGCUGUCCCCCACUCCUGGGGCGGGGCCGCAGCCUCAGCAGUGGAGGAGCCUGGCACUAAGGCGCCCGGGGUGUGGGGGAGAGGGCCCCACGCACCACCCCAUCCUCUGGGCCUCUUUGCACUUUAAGCAGCACCUGUGGUAUGGCCGAUGCCCUGGGUCACCUCAGCUGGGUGGCCUGACAAAGCUAAGAGGUGCCUCAGCAUGAUCUCCAGCCACGCCCUUUGCUCACUGACUUCUUCCUGUGGAUAAGCUGGAUACUUAACUGUUUUUAGUUCUUGUAUGGCAAGAUAAGGUGCUUGGAAAACUAAAUUAUCCCUGCAAGUUUUACCCCCUCUUUAGGAACACAAGUCAAAAACCAGAGCCACGGUACAUGAAUGCUGUGUCAGUGUUGGGUGAGGACCGUCUCUUCCGGGGGAGGCUGCUUUAGGGUGCGAUAGGCUGAAUGGCGGUGGUCGCGUUUAGUGAUGGCCCAGGUAGGCAGACCCCGCCGGGCAAGUACGGAAAUGGCUCCGUGGGAUGAAUUUCUCCCUUUUUCUAGGUUGUGCGCACUUACUCCCAAUCAGCCCUUCAAGGGUACCAUUAAAGGGAAAUCGUGAGGGUGGCCUGCAGCCACUGUCCCUGGUGUGAACUAAGUAGCUUGGUCCCCUCCCAUUUCCCAGUAUACACUGCCACCUCCUUUGUGCUGUCCCCCCUCUCCUCCAGUCUGCCACCUGCAGCCUCGGCUCCGCACCAGGAGCUCUCAAGCCCCCACGCUCCUGCCUUCCCACGCCGCCACCCCAUCCCUGAGACAGCACAGGCGCGCACGUGUUGGGGGCAGGGGCGGCAGCAGCUGUGCGGCUCGCCCCCGCCCCUGCCGAGAGCGCCUCCAGCCCGGCGGCACCCCCUGGCGGCCACCUGGGGCAGGCGCUGCAGGCCUCGCUGCCCCUGCCUCUGUCCAGCCGGGACUCUGAAGGUGUGCAGGGAGGACUGGUGGCUCUUGCCUCAGAACUGCAGUGGGCAGGAAGCGCCAGGGGUAUCCUUUGCUUCUGUUUGCUCUGCUAACCUUCUAGCUUUUCUGCUUUUCCAGGCUGACUCGGGCUAGAGGACAUUUCUUGGUGGUUCUGAGCUGGCGCUGCCCUAGCAGCAGUACUGGGCCCUGGGCUUCAGCUUCCAGGCGGAGUCUGCGUCCCAACCAAGUGGGUACUCAGACGGGACGCACCGGGAGGGCCAGGGUGCGUGUUGGGACACUGCCCUGAACAGAUUGCAUCCCCCAGCUCUCAGAACUGAGGGAAAGCUGGCAGGGAUCCUCCACGGCCGAAAGGGAUCAGCCAGGGUGUGAGACAUGCUCCGUGUCCCUCCGCCAGCCAGCAGAGUAGUCACGUGCCCAGCACCUUCCCCCCCCCCCCCCCCCAGGCCAGCGUGCUUUUUAGUCCGCGGGCCCGCAGACCCCAUUCAGGAAUGGACAGCCCAUGGUUGUCAGCAGGCUGAUUCCGGGUGUGUGGCAGGGAUGCGGCCGGAGCGAGGGAGGCGGCCCGCGGUUAGAAGCACAGCUUGUGGAUCUGUCCUGAGUUCUUGGCUGUGUUGCAUGCGCAUCCGGUCUCAGCAUUCUAUCAAGUCGGUCUUCCCAUCGCUUUGGAAGAGGGAUGCUGCGUGAAGGAUGCAGUGCUGUUUUUGGGUGCUCUGCGCCCCGCUGCCGCCUUGGUUUCCCAGCCUACAGGAAGCGUGCCUCUCUCUGGGAGAUUCUCGCAGCGGAACGUGUGUCUGUGCUGGGUGGGCGGCCUGCCAGCCACAGGGCCCGGGAGAGUGCGCCGUCCCCUCUCCCUGCGCGUCAGCUCGGCGGGGGCAGGGGGUGGGGGGGCUUGAGGGAGACCGCUCUCUGGGCCGCAGGUGUUCCAGCCUGCGCCCUGAACCUUGAAAACCGGCUGCAGCAUUUGUGAUCUGAAGUCCUCUCCAUCUGCACCCCACCCAUCCUGUGAGAACACGCUACUUAGUGGCGGGGAGGGGUCUCCUAGAGAAAGCAGUAGACAGUGGCCAAGGAAGCACUGGCGCCACAGCCCUCAUGUAUGGUGGCCUGUCUCCUGGGGCUCCGCUUUCUGGGGACAGUCACAGCACUCUGCAGACAGUGGCCCUCCUAUUGCUUGGCAGGUUCAAGCCACUUACUUUCUCUUAGGUGAAAGGUCAGGCUGAGUCGUGUAUGCCAGAAACCUAAGUCACACCUGGGACUGUGCUGGGGGUGGCACCAGGAAGGGGCUGGUAUCGGGAAAGGCCACUCAUCUCCCAAGGUCCCGGGUGGGCCUCCCCCGGGCUGUGCCUGCGUCGCCAUCUUAGACGGGAAGGACACGUCCCUCCUCUGGAAGCCAGCUUCCCGGCCUGCGGGCCCUCCCCCGAGACCAGGGGUGCCGCCCGCUCCCGCCCCGCAGCCCUCGCUCCAACGGCAGUGAUGUUACACUCAAUGUAGUCCCGACAGGGCACGUAAGUUAUUGUUUGCAUUAAAAAGAAUCAUGUUCCCUGUGUACAUUUCCAAAAAAAAAAAUGUCUCUGAAUUGUAUGGGAAUAAAACUUGUUUGAAAAUUUGGAAUAGUGCUGCUGCCAGCUUAUUUUUCUGGUACUUGUAUUUUCACAUGUUAAAUGACCUUUAUAUAUGUUGAACUAACAAAUAUUUUGAGUUUCCUGAGAAAAACAGAGACAUUAAUGGUAUUGAAAUGUGUUAGUAGUCUGGCCGUGUGCCCAAAACUCUGUUCGCAGCGAAGUGGAGAACUGUAUGUAAAGAAAGUAUAACAGUUAUUUCUUUGUAUUUUAGGGACUUUAACCAAGACAUCCUCUAGUUGGUGUUAGGAAUGUUUGCUUAAUUUCCAGACUCUCUUUUUUUCUUUUCUUUUUUUCCCUCUUUUGGACACGUGGGUAUUUUGAGGCUCCACCCUGACUAGUGCAUGGUCAGCCGGCAAGUGAGGCUGAGGCAUCUCUCUGACUGAGGUGUUUUUGUUUGGUUUUGUUUUUUAAAAUCAUGUAUUUGCUACAAAGUAUUGUACUUGUCUCAAUGGGAAUGGUGUAAAAAACUGAAAAGGCCUUAUGUGAUAUGUAUCAUAGUUAAUAAAUCAGUCUUGUAA